GAUCCCGUCGCGUGUAGAGUGUCGCUGCCGUCCAGAAACGCAUGGUUUGUCGUCCAGAUGAAUGCGAAUAGACGGCUCAGAUUGGACCAGAGCCAACCGAGGCGGUGGAUCAACUCGGGUGAGUCAGGGAUAGAGGACGAGCAAGUCCUCGCACUCGUCUUCGAGUCCAUGAAAUGGGACAUACACACGCUCUGUGCCACCGCCUCCAUCAACCGCAAGCUCCGCGCCAUAGCCAGGCGGCUCCUCUGGCGCAUGCUCUGUCUGCACCGGGCCCCGCGGAUGGCGGCCGCAUUGUCCGACUCCAAACCCAACGGCCGCAUCGACGGCGGAUGGCACACCCUCGCCAAGGUCAUGUUCUUUUGCUGCGGGAGCGAGUCGACACGGCAUUUCGAGCUGAGUCGCCCGUCGCCGGGCCACUUCGUGAGAGAGUCCCGGUUCUCGAAGACCUCAGGCCGUAGUUUCCUGGCGAAGAGGUGCCGCGGGGAUCUGCUGUACGUGAGCGAUCCGUGCGAGCACAGGACGGGGGAGGCAGAGGACGAUCUAGGGAUUUUCAGAGGGGUAUUUAAGGGAUUCAUGCGGUCGAAGACGAGAGAGUGUCUGGUGCGACGGCGGGCAGAGCUGGAAGAGAAUGUGAGGUGUCCGUACUGUGGAGCGCGCGUGUGGAGCAUGACGGCGGCGCGUCUGGUGCCGAGGAGUGCCGCCCGGCGGCUGGGAUCGCGCGACGGAGGGGUUGAGUUCUUCGUGUGCGUCAACGGCCACUUGCACGGCACUUGCUGGCUGGUUCGGCUCUCCUCUGACGAAGACCGGCGAGAAUAUGACGACGACGAUGACGAGGAAGACGACGAUUUCGACUGCGGUGAGUAGGUAGCGUGGAUUUGACCGGAAUCUGAUUUGGCUACGCGGAAGGAUCAAGACAUGUCUCAGGAUUCUCUCUCUUUGACACGUGGCAAGGACAGCUCGAACUGUAGUGGAUAUGGGAGGCUGACGUGUACAAACAUGCUUUUGCCCACACGCAUUUGGGUUCGGUUUGGUAGGAUUUGGCAGGGUUUAGAGUUGAUUGUAGAGAGGGUAUGGUCUACUUGUAUAGACCGGCUCAAGAUCUAGAGUGCCACUGCGAUUGAAUUCACCAUUUAACUGCGAUUUUUGUUUCCGGUUACAAACGCUUUGGACCCCAUUUGUGAAUUAUAAGAUUAAUUAAACAUUUGCCUAACA
Messenger RNA from Tarenaya hassleriana, 1212 nucleotides. RefSeq names its product EID1-like F-box protein 3. NCBI's taxonomy places the organism in Eukaryota, Viridiplantae, Streptophyta, Magnoliopsida, Brassicales, Cleomaceae. The transcript has a single exon. The record is from RefSeq and is a predicted model, not a curated record. The annotation marks the transcript as partial.